AUGCCUUCUUUCGGCGACUUCGUCCAUACGCAGUUCUUCCUCAAGAUCCCCACCCCAACUGCCUCGUUCGGCUCCAAGACGAUCAUUAUCACCGGCGCAAGCGGAGGCCUGGGAAAGGAGGCCGCCAAGCACAUUGUCCGGCUGGGUGCCAGUUCUGUCAUCCUCGGGUGCCGCAGCUUGUCUCGAGGCAAUGCCACCAAGCGUGAGAUUGAGGCUCGUUUGAGAUGCAGUCCCAGUAUCCUGCAAGUUUGGGAGCUCGACAUCGAGUCACCCACGUCCGUCAAGCGGUUCGUGGACCGGGCGAACGCACUGCCCCGGUUGGACGUCCUGAUCAAUAAUGCCGGUCUCCAGAGCCAAAAGUUCACCGUUGUCUACAACACGGAACGCACUAUUGCCGUUAAUGUCAUCGGGACCUUCCUUCUUGCGCUGCAGUUGUUGCCCAAGCUCCGUGAGACAGCCCGCAACUACCGGACCACGCCUCACCUGACCUUUGUCGGGUCGGCUCUGUACGACGUUGCUAGGUGGCCCAAUCACCCCGGAGAGGAUAUAUUUGCUUGGUUUGAGGAUAAGGCGCAUUUCUCUGCGAUAAAUCAAUACAACCUCUCGAAGCUGCUGCAAAUGUACGCAGUCAUCCAGCUGAGCACCAUCGUCGACCCAGUGGGCAGCACCGCCAACCCCAACCCCAUCGUCAUCAACUCUCUCGACCCGUGCUUCUGCAAAACGGGGCUGCCGGGAAACGAUCUGUCCAUCCCACUGAAAGUUGCCCUCCGCGUCUUCGAGCUCACGGCUCGCUCGGCUGAAGAAGGGGCCAGUCUCGUAGUGCAGACUGCGUCAGCUGGUCGCGAGACCCACGGCUUGUACAUGCGGGCGGGCAAAGUAAGAAAGUACGACCCGAUCGUCCAGGAUGCGAAGAAGGCCGCGUACAUCUGGGAGCUCCUGUGUAAGAAGUUAGAGGGUCUCCAACCGGGUAUCCUGCAGAACUUACGGUGA
Molecule: messenger RNA, 990 nt
Organism: Dichotomopilus funicola
Lineage: Eukaryota; Fungi; Ascomycota; Sordariomycetes; Sordariales; Chaetomiaceae
Exons: 2
Coding region: 1-990 (329 amino acids)
Source: RefSeq, a predicted model, not a curated record